AUGCGUGCCCUCCUCGUCUUAGUCGCGGAUCUUCUGGCAGGCGUAGCAGCCCGCCGCUUCUCCGAAGUAACGAAGAGUCGCUCUUGCCAGAGCUGUCCGGAGAUGGUUUCCAUGGAGAAGCACGUGGGAAUGGAAUGGGAAAUCUUCCCACCACACCCAAUGCCAGCGGUUGAGGUUGCGAUGGUUUGCCACCCCAAUCCCGCGAUCGAAUGGGGCCCUGACGCAUCGAAGCAGGUGGAUGCGGCCCUUGCCGACGAGGACUGUGGUGUGGAGGCCGCCGAGGGCCUCAGCUCUCAGGACCGGCAGAACUGUCAGGAGCAGUACAGUGAGCAGUCCCAGAGAGCGAGCUGGCUUGGUCUUCCGGUCGCCUUCCUUCAGCAGAUGGCGGUUUGUGGCCGCUGUGCCGUGUGCAACGCAUUCGCGAAGGUGCAGAAACUCUGGCAGCAUCUGAAGUCUGCCAUGAAGAAGGUGGCUAGCAAGCUCCGCUCCAUCAAGCGAAAGCUUUUCGGAUAUGCCUAUGCAUCUGCAUCUGUGCGGCAGAAGAUGAAGGAGCGCAUUGACGGCUACUUUCCACAGAAUGGGCACGGCUCCAGCUCCAGCGCUUUGCAACUCUCCCAGGACACACAGCUCGGGCCGGGGCAGCUGGAAGAUGCAGAUGAGACGCAGCAGAUGCAGCACGAGCGGUUGGUGGAGGAGCAUCUCACCGUGCAUCUCAAAAGUAAAUCAGCGGAAGAGGUGGAGCAGCAUCUUGUUUUGCUGCAGAGCAAGUUGGAGGAGAUGGAGCGAAGUGAAGAGGAACUGUUGCGUUCGACCCGGCGGGAUUUCAUGGCAAAAGUCGCUGCAAACCAGUGGCUCGGAACACCAGGUCGACAGUGUUUGGAAGCAGUGGUUGACCAGUUUCUGAUAUUUUGUUGUGCACGGGGUCAUUGUCCCAUUUUGCUCCUUCAUUGGCACCUUGAAUAA
Molecule: messenger RNA, 963 nt
Organism: Symbiodinium necroappetens
Lineage: Eukaryota; Dinophyceae; Suessiales; Symbiodiniaceae
Source: the annotation of a GenBank genome assembly